Molecule: messenger RNA, 3007 nt
Organism: Falco peregrinus (peregrine falcon)
Lineage: Eukaryota; Metazoa; Chordata; Aves; Falconiformes; Falconidae
Gene: FAM131A
Product: family with sequence similarity 131 member A
Source: RefSeq, a predicted model, not a curated record
UUCUUCAUCCUCCCCGGCUGCCUUCAUCCCCCUUCUCCCCUCUCUCAUCUCCCCUUCCUCCUAACCUCCCUUCCUCUUCCUCAUUCUUCAUCCCACUCUUCCUCCCGCCCUUCCUCCCCCUCCUCUCCCUCCUCCCUCCGUCUCCCCAUCCUCCUCCUCUUCCUCCCCAUCUCCCUCCCCUCCCUCCCGCCUCCCCCUCUCCCUCUUCUUCCUCCCCCAGCAGUGACGUCUCUCGACGUGCAGCUCCCCGGCCCGGCUCCGCACCGCUCGGGGCUCCGCCACCGCGGCCCGGCCCGGCCCGGCAGCAGCCUCCGGCGGGGCGCGGGCGCUGCCCGGGGCCGCCCAUGCGGCCGGGGGGCGAUGCGGGCGGCGCGGCGCUGGCGGUAGUGCCCGCACCGGGCCCCCCCGGGAGCAUGGGCUGCAUCGGCUCCAAAACCACCAUCGUGGCUGUGGACACGACGCUGUGCGUGGAGUGGAAGGAGGUGAAAGCACUGUCACCGCUGAGUGCUGCUCGCCCACUGCCCCGCCUGGUGCGCCAGGCCUCCUUCGACAGCCAGGACUUCCUCCAGGUCAAUGUUGAGGAUACUGUCGAGAUGCUGCCCAAGUCACGGCGCGCGCUGACCAUCCAGGAGAUUGCUGCCCUGGCCCGCUCCUCACUGCACGGCAUCUCGCAGGUGGUGAAGGAGCACGUGACGAAGCCAACGGCCAUGGCGCAGGGCCGUGUUGCCCACCUCAUCGAGUGGAAGGGCUGGUGCAAGCCUGUGGAGCCGCCAGCUGCCCUGGAGAGCGCCUUCAGCUCCUACUGCCACCUGAGCGAGGGCGAGCAGGAGGCACGCUUCGCUGCCGGUGUGGCGGAGCAGUUUGCCAUUGCUGAGGCCAAGCUGCGAGCCUGGUCAUCGGUGGACGGGGAUGACUCCAAUGACGAAUCCUACGAUGAGGACUUCAUGCCCUCCACAGAGAGUUCCCAGCCCAGCGAGCUGCCCGGCACGGUGCCUGCCAGUGCACUGCUGCGAGACCUACUGCAGGGCCACCUGUGCCAGCUGGGCGUGCGGCACAGCUCCUGCGAGCCCGAGAGCGACUCAUCGCACACCCUCUCCCCCGAGACUCUCUGCUCCAGCCUCUGCAGCCUGGAGAUGGUGUCCCCCUCCGAACUCACUGCCAAACUGCUGGGCUCCCUUGGGGGCGAGGACCUGCUGCUGCCCAAGCUGCCUGCCCCGGCCAGCCAAAGUGCCUUGCAGGGCCUGGCACGGCUCCGGUGCCAGGACUCCCUCUACUCCGUGUCCUACGCCGAAGCCUGCCUCUCACCCACUGAGGAUGAGGUGGUGCUGAGCAAGGACUUCCCACUCCGCCGGAAAGUCUCCGACGUCGCCUCCUCUGGGGUGGCAUCGCUGGAGGAGGAGGAGGAGGCCGAAGAGCCCUGAUGCCCCCUGGGGUGCCCUGCCUCUCCGGGCGGGGGUCCAGCCCCCCCUGUCACAACCCUCUGGCCGGACCCUGUGCUGGGCGAGGGACAGGCCCUACCGCUGCUCCCCCUCGCUAUCGGGGUGCAGGGGGGGGUCGGGAGACCACCGCAGCUCCCCUUCCAGCCAGUGUGCCCCGCCGUGCCCUGGCCCUGCUUGGCCACAUCGUUGUCCUCCUGGAUUUUUGCAUGAGAGUGGGGAAGGGGUGCAGGGAAGGGCUUGAGGGGGUCCGACCUCUGCCCUGAUGCCCAGAUGUGCCCCCAGAACUGGCAGGACUGAAUCAGUGGGGCUGGUUCUUCGCAUGUUCCCCCCCAAACCCCACCUGGGCUUCCCUUUCGGGCACAAGCCCCCCCUGCCCCGUUGGCAUGGCUGAACCUCUCCGAGCACCCUGUGGUGCCCCCACUCCGUGCCUGGCACCCUCGGCUCGGGGCGGCUGGGGGGGGUUGGGGAGCAGGGGGCUUUUCUCUCCCCAGCCAGCUUUUAUCGGACCGAGUUUUAAACUGUGAACUUCUGUCUUGGAGCACAGGGCCAGCGGGGGGGGCGAGGCGCUGUGAAUGUGCCGCCGUGUCGGGGGCUUUCUAUACUUUUGUACUUGUGGGGGGCUGGCAUGGGGAGACUGUGGGGCUGGGUGGGGGCCGGGUGGGCACAGGCCCCCAGGCUGGGGGCUUUGGGCCACCAGUGACAGCACCCCCAAACCAGCACCGCAGCAGGGGGCUCAGCCCAGCCAGGGCCCCUCCGGUCUGCUGUGGGGCAAUGUGGGGUGGAGAGAGGGGGGAGGCAGCGGGACUGAUGUCCCCAUCCCUGAGUCACUCACCCCUAGCAGGGAACCAAGUGCCUACAUGAAGGGCAAACAGCCCCCCCAUCCUGGCUGGGGGUGGCAACCCGGCUCGGGGGUCCCCAGGGCCGUGCCAGGGGUCCAGGCACGCCGUUUGGGGGAGGAAUGCCAGUUUUUUGCCAAUGCUUGCGCCCCGCUUCCCGCAUGGCACGUGUUCUUGUGGGGCCGCUUGCCCGCUGCAUGCUGCUCCUCGCCCAGCCCGGCCACAGCCCCCCCAGCCCCGCACCCUGGGGUGCCCCCAGCACCAGCUAUGCCUCUGCUCCCAUGCACCCCCCCGCACUGCCCAUCAGCCUCCACCGGGCACAGCACCCACUCUCCCUCCCUGCCGCGGGGUGCCUGGCACGGGGCUGGCCCCCCUCUCUCUGCAUGGCCAAGCUGUGAGGGGGUGCAGGGGGCAGCCAUGCUGAUGGGCUCCCUGUCACCUGCCACCAUCCCCUUUCUGGGGACAGCAGAUGCUCCCCACAGCACCAGGAUGGGCUGGGGGGCGCAGGGUGCCUGCAGAUGGGGGGGGGGGGGCUAUGCUCUGCGUGUGUGUGUGCACAUGUGCGUGCGUGCGUUCGAGUGUAUGUGCAUGUGCACGUGUGUGCAUACCCGCGGGAGCUGCCUGAGCCCCCCGUCCUGCUGUGGCGGUGCCCGUGGGGGUGCCCAUGGGGUGUCCACACCCCGGCACCCCCCCUCCAUCCCGCCAGGUCUCAAAUAAAGUCCAUCGUGUGAG